Dromaius novaehollandiae (emu) is the source of this 1449-nucleotide messenger RNA. Its product is annotated as creatine kinase U-type, mitochondrial. Gene Ontology annotation, biological process: phosphocreatine biosynthetic process. Gene Ontology annotation, molecular function: creatine kinase activity. Bases 68 to 1321 code for a protein of 417 amino acids. NCBI's taxonomy places the organism in Eukaryota, Metazoa, Chordata, Aves, Casuariiformes, Dromaiidae. The record is from RefSeq and is a predicted model, not a curated record. The transcript has 9 exons. Gene Ontology annotation, cellular component: mitochondrion.
CCGCCGCCGUCCCCAUUCCCCUCACGUCCGCCCGCCCCGCGCCGCUCCGCCGCUCCGCCGCUCCGCGAUGGCCAGCGCCUUCGCCCGCGCGCUGCCGGGCCGCCGCUCCGCCGGCCUCCUGGCCAUGGUGGGCGCCGGCUCGCUCGCCGCCGGCUUCCUGCUCGCCCGGGACACGGUCAGCGCGGGCGACCGGCAGCGGCGGCGCUACCCGCCCAGCGCCGAGUACCCCGACCUGCGGAAGCACAACAACUGCAUGGCCAGCAACCUGACGCCCGCCAUCUACGCCCGGCUCUGCGACAAGGCCACGCCCAACGGCUGGACCCUGGACCAGUGCAUCCAGACCGGCGUGGACAACCCCGGCCACCCCUUCAUCAAGACGGUGGGCAUGGUGGCGGGCGACGAGGAGACCUACGAGGUGUUCGCCGACCUGUUCGACCCCGUGAUCCAGGAGCGGCACAACGGCUACAACCCCCGCACCAUGAAGCACGUCACGGACCUGGAUGCCAGCAAGAUUAAGACCGGGCACUUCGACGAGCGCUACGUGCUGUCGUCCCGGGUGCGGACGGGGCGCAGCAUCCGCGGGCUGAGCCUGCCGCCGGCCUGCACGCGGGCCGAGCGGCGCGAGGUGGAGAAGGUGGCGGUGGAGGCGCUCAACGGGCUCGGGGGCGACCUGGCGGGCCGCUACUACCGCCUCGGCGAGAUGACGGACAAGGAGCAGCAGCAGCUCAUCGACGACCACUUCCUCUUCGACAAGCCCGUGUCCCCGCUGCUGACGGCGGCGGGAAUGGCCCGCGACUGGCCCGACGCCCGCGGCAUCUGGCACAACAACGAGAAGACCUUCCUGAUCUGGAUCAACGAGGAGGACCACACGCGCAUCAUCUCCAUGGAGAAGGGCGGCAACAUGAAGCGCGUGUUCGAGCGGUUCUGCCGGGGCCUGAAGGAGGUGGAGCGGCUGAUCCAGGAGCGGGGCUGGGAGUUCAUGUGGAACGAGAGGCUGGGAUACAUCCUGACCUGCCCGUCCAACCUGGGCACGGGGCUGCGGGCCGGCGUCCACAUCAAGCUGCCGCUGCUGAGCAAGGACAGCCGCUUCCCCAAGAUCCUGGAGAACCUCCGGCUGCAGAAGCGUGGGACGGGCGGGGUGGACACGGCCGCCACCGGCAGCGUCUUCGACAUCUCCAACCUGGACCGGCUGGGCAAGUCGGAGGUGGAGCUGGUGCAGCUGGUGAUAGACGGCGUGAACUACCUGAUCGACUGCGAGCGGCGGCUGGAGAAGGGGCAGGACAUCCGCAUCCCCUCCCCGGUGCCGCAGUUCCGGCACUGAGCCGGUCCGGAGCGGCAGGACCCGGCUCCUCCCCACCGCUUGCGCCAGCGCCGUGCCCCGCAUGCUGCUCUCCUGUAGCCCUCGAGGCCUCGUGCCAGCCCCCAUAAACCUGCGCUGCUGCAGCCACG